AGUUAUGUGAUUCAAGCAAUUGGUGAAUUGGUAAGAUGGCGGCUGCGGCGGUAGAGUUUCAGAGAGCACAGUCGCUGCUCAGUACGGAUCGGAAUGCGUCCAUUGACAUUUUACACGCUAUCGUCAAACGGGACGUCCAAGACGAUGACGAAGAGGCCGUGCGUGUCAAAGAACAGAGCAUCUUGGAGCUGGGCAGACUGCUGGCCAAGACCGGGCAGGCUGCUGAAUUAGGAGGUCUGCUGAAGUACGUACGACCAUUCCUGAACUCCAUCAGCAAAGCAAAGGCAGCACGGUUGGUGCGCUCCCUGCUUGAUCUGUUCUUAGAUAUGGAGGCAGCUACUGGUCAAGAGGUGGAAUUAUGUUUGGAGUGCAUUGAUUGGGCCAAAUCAGAGAAGAGGACAUUUCUACGACAAGCCCUGGAGGCCCGUCUGGUUUCCCUUUAUUUUGACACCAAACGUUAUCAAGAGGCACUGCAGCUUGGCUCUCAGCUCCUGCAAGAGCUGAAGAAGAUGGAUGACAAAGCUCUGCUGGUGGAGCUGCAGCUUUUGGAGAGCAAGACGUACCAUGCACUGAGCAAUCUGCCCAAGGCCAGAGCAGCUCUCACCUCUGCCAGGACCACAGCAAAUGCCAUCUACUGCCCCCCAAAGCUGCAGGCUGCUCUAGACAUGCAGUCAGGCAUUAUUCACGCUGCUGAGGAGAAGGACUGGAAGACAGCGUAUUCAUACUUCUAUGAGGCCUUUGAAGGCUAUGAUUCUAUUGACAAUCCCCGUGCCAUUACUGCACUCAAGGACAUGCUACUCUGCAAGAUUAUGCUUAACUUGCCAGAAGAUGUGCAGGCCCUGAUCAGUGGGAAACUUGCCCUCCGAUAUGCUGGCAGACAGACGGAUGCACUUAAAUGUGUGGCCCAAGCCAGCAAGAACAGGUCACUUGCAGACUUUGAAAAGGCUUUAACAGAAUACAAAGCUGAGCUACGGGAUGACCCCAUCAUCAGCACCCACCUGACCAAACUCUACGACAAUCUGCUGGAGCAAAACCUCAUCAGGGUCAUUGAGCCCUUUUCCAGAGUGCAGAUGGAACACAUUUCUGAGAUAAUAAAACUCUCUAAGGGAGAUGUUGAGAGGAAGCUGUCACAGAUGAUUUUAGACCAGAAAUUCCAUGGGAUUCUUGACCAAGGGGAAGGUGUCCUGAUUGUAUUUGACGAGCCUCCAGUAGACAAAACAUACGAAGCCGCUCUUGAAACAAUUCAGAACAUGAGCAAAGUAGUGGACUCGCUCUACAACAAAGCCAAGAAAUUGACAUAGGUUGAGCACGGGACCCUGCAGCUGAGAGCAUGGCCAGUGUAGGGGACACUGGGAAGGGGAGGGUGAUGUGAUACCAAUAUCAAGUCAAAAGAAAGGUCUAACACCCAAAAACUGACUGGGUCUGCUGUUCUUUUUGGCUUUCACUUGGACAAUUUUUACCACCUUCCUCAGUGGACAAACUACUAUUUCAAUUACUAUGGGAUCCCAGUUUUUUUUGUUGGUAAUGCAUUUGUUUGUAUCUUGGCUUUGCCUAUUGGGCCAUCAGGGAAUCUUCCAAAAAAAUAAAAACACACCUGCAUUAUAACUCUAUUUGAAAUGUAUAUACAUGGAUCUCUUGUAGAGCAAAGCUGAUUUGAGAAUGAUCCAGUUCCCUUGCCAAUCCAGGGGCCAUUGUGUUGAGCUGUCGACAAGAUUCCCUGACAUGUCGAUCAAACGGUUUAAGCCCCAACCCCACUCCCCUAAGGAAGCCCCGGUCUAAUUCCAAGCAACCCCCUUUGUGCAGACAGCAUACUUGGACUUUUUCGGGUGAAAGAAAUCCGAUAAAAUGCUGUAAUCAUGAUUGGGUUAUGAGCUGUUCUCAUUCCCUGGCCUUUGCAUUCCUACCCUUCCUUUUCCCUCUUUGUACAUAAUGUUGCCAAGCGCCUCUGUCUGGCCUGUCAUGCUGUUGCCCUUUUUAUAACGCUAAAAAACAUAAUAAAGUCACCAAGAGGACAUAAUGCUUAUGUGCUUCUGUAUACAUUUUUUGCAUUCAGAGAACACUUGAUUAUCAUGCUUUUGUGAUGGUU
Molecule: messenger RNA, 2086 nt
Organism: Xyrauchen texanus (razorback sucker)
Lineage: Eukaryota; Metazoa; Chordata; Actinopteri; Cypriniformes; Catostomidae
Product: 26S proteasome non-ATPase regulatory subunit 11A-like
Exons: 13
Coding region: 36-1301 (421 amino acids)
Biological process (GO): ubiquitin-dependent protein catabolic process
Cellular component (GO): proteasome regulatory particle, lid subcomplex
Molecular function (GO): structural molecule activity; protein binding
Source: RefSeq, a predicted model, not a curated record